Molecule: messenger RNA, 5528 nt
Organism: Pangasianodon hypophthalmus (striped catfish)
Lineage: Eukaryota; Metazoa; Chordata; Actinopteri; Siluriformes; Pangasiidae
Exons: 5
Coding region: 284-1126 (280 amino acids)
Source: RefSeq, a predicted model, not a curated record
GGCAGUCUUGUGUCUUGUGUGUGUGAUACUGUCUUAUAACCGGAAUUCUUCUUUUCUUUCUUGACUCUAAAUUGAAGAACCUUUAAACAGGGGACUUCUCACCAGGAUUUGUACUUUGGUUGAAGAUUCCAGAGCAAAGCUUACUUUAUCAAGCUUUGUGUUCAGAAUGAGGACUGUAAAUGAAUUGUGUCUUGUGUUAACAGAGUGCCUGGUGGUGACUGUAUGAGGAAAAUCAUUUAACAGCAGAGUGCUGAUUAGAUCAAAAUGAUCUGACUUCUUUUUUAUGUGCUACAGUUUUGUCAGUACAGCACUGGCACUGUUGUUAUUUAUAACCUGCUGUUUCCAUUCUUUUGAACUCAACAGGACAAUGAGGUUUUUCCAGCUAUGGGUGACUCUAUGGUUGUUUACCUUGAAGGACCUGCACAUGGCUACAAGUAUAACUGUGAAGUUUCCUAACAAGGAGCCUCUAUACAUAGCACUGGGCAGAACUCUGGUUCUGGAAGCUCAGUUUCAACUUCAAGAAGGUGAAAGGGUUAUUCUACAAACAUGGGAACGUAAGAACAGUGAUGGGGAAGUCAGAGUGGCAGAAGGUGGCAGAUCAAAACAAAAUAGGACAUUUGUGGAGAAGAAUGGAGCCUUGUUGAGGAUUAAUGGAGUCAAAGAUAGCGAUUACGGGAUCUACAAGGUUACAUUCACAGCUGCCAGUGGAGACCAAGUGUCUGAUUCUCGUCAAGUGCUAAAAAUAACAAAUCCUCCAAAAGCUUAUCUUUCCAUGCAAUGUAGCAUCCCGCGUAAGGGAGCACAGUGGGACAGUCCUGUGUUUUCAUGGCAAGUGGAUGGAGUCGAUAUGACCAAUCAGACUGGUGAGAUAUCUGUAGAUGGCAGUACACUCCUCUUGAAAAAUCUGAGCCGAAGCUACACCUGUACCACGGACAGCAGUCAAGGGACGAGCAAAGUGGCAGUGCACCUAAAAGAGCCAGACCCAAGUCCCAACAGCUGUUCCUGUACUGGAUGGAUUGUGGCUGUAGUUCUUCUAAUCAUCAUUGUUAUUGGUUUGAUUGGGGUGCUCUGCUAUAAGACACGUACCUCUGCAAGACCAGACCAUAAAGAGCGUGACACUCUCUGACACUGCAAGUCAAACACUAAACACUGUACUGCUUAAGGCCACUGAGCGCGUCUUUUAAUUCAAAUUUAUUUCUAGCUAUUUAUUUAGAAACAGAUUAUUUAUGUCUAUGAAUAUAGUUCUGUGACCCUAAAUAGUGAUUAUUAGUUACAAUUAUCCUGUACCCUGGGCAAUUUACUAGAUACGCUUAUCAUACAGGAGACCUUGUAAGGUGUACUUACUGGGUAUUUUUUUGGUAUAAUUACUAACCGCAGUCCACCAGUCAGCCUUCAAUUGGCCUGCUACCUUACAUAUUAUAAACAUAUCUGGUGGCUUUCAUGGUGGUCUCUUUCUACUGAUGGUCAGGGUAGAGGGGGGCUGACUGGUGGACUAUAUGCAGUAAUUGCAUUUACCAUGUGAACUUGCAUGUUAAACGUAUCUAAUAAAACCUAUGGUGGUAUAAAAAGUGGCCCAAAAAUAUUUGAACACUAAAGCCACAUUUAUAACUGAAUUUCACUGCAUUUUAUUUGGUUGUCACUCCACUUAAUACAUAGUUACUGUGAUGAUCUACACCAUGUGGUUACUCUGCUAAGGGCAUCUAUGUGAAAUUGAAGGUAAUUGACUACACACGUUCACUAUAAAUGAUCUUCGUACCAGCUGGUUAAAAGUUCUGAGAAAAGGCCUAGCAUCAUCUGUUAUAAUGAUAAAUAAAUAAAUAAAUAAAUAAUGUUUAAAGAAGAAGAACUGAAUGAAAACAGACAACAUACAGGCAGACCCAGAAAGACCACUAGCAGAAUGAGAAGGAUAAUUGUGAGUUAAAUCAAGAAAAACAGGUGCGAAACAGCAGCAAGGGCAUUAGUGAGAAUUAUCAGAUACAGCUAUUGCACAAAUUAUUCAAAUCAGGAUCAAGGAGCAUGGGUACAAAGGGUAAUUCCCAUAGUGGUGUUGGUGACCUUGUUUUCAUUGAUGGCAUCAUGAACACAGAAGUAUACAGAGGCAUAAUAAUCCAAAGCAUACCAGCUACCCUUCCUUUUUUGCCAAAAAGAAAAAUGUAAUGUAAGAAAAAUGUGGCCCUCCCUAUGCCCUGACCUAAACCCUAUAGAGCAUCUACUGUGUGGGAUGCAAUGGAGAAGAAAUUAGCGAUUUAGUGAUUAGUGAUGCUCUAGUGUGAGUGAUACUGAAAGUUUGUUGGUUGAAACUUGGAGGAAACAGUUACAUGCCUUGAACGUAUGGUUGGACUGUGGGGGAAUGUGCUGAGCUGGUUUAGGUCCUACCUAAGUCAUAGAACUCUCAGGCAACAUCAGUAGCUUCUAUACAUCCACUGCUACCACUGACUGUGGUGUUCCCCAAGGAUCCAUAUUGGGACCUAUCCUUUUUUCAUUGUACCUGCUCCCACUGGGAACCAUAAUCCAAAAAUUUAAUAUUUUUUUUUCAUUGUUAUGUUGAUGACGCUCAGCUCUAUCUUCCCUGCAGGCAUUGAGGAUAUUAAGAGUUGGAUGGCUAACAAUUUUCUUCAACUAAAAUAAAACAACUCAGAACUUAUUCUCUUGGCCCUUUCAAAUCUACAAAUGUUUUAUCAAAUAAUUUAGGAAUAUUGGCACAAUAUGUUAGACCACAGGUGAGGAAUCUCUGUGUUUUAUUCGACUGCAACCUCAGAUUUGAUCAGAAAAUCAACUAAAAGGUAGUUAUACAUGAUCUCAUCUCCUCUCGUUUAGAUUACUGCUGUUUGCUUUGUUUUUGGUAUCAACAAGGAGUCAGUUGAAAAUGCAGCUGCGAAAUUAUUCACUGGCACCUAGAAAAGAGACCGCAUCACCACUGUUUUGGCAUCCUUGCACUGGCUUCCUGUCCACUACAGGAUCCAGUAUAAAGGAUAAACGUAUAGCUCCCACCAAUAUCUCUGCCAUUCUGUGCCGCUACUCUGCUCCCAGGUCUCUGAGAUCCUCAGACCAGUUGCUGUUGGCUGUUCCAUGUUCUAAUGUCUUUAGCACUGUGAGAAUGAGUGUAGUAGUCACUGGAAACUGUUUAGCAAAUAAGUUCUUUGACAUGUUUUCUAAUGCAGUGAAAUUCAUACAUUCGUUAGUGUGGCUUAAGUGUCCAAAUAUCCUCCAUUCUUCUGGGAAGGCCUUCCACUAGAUUUUGGAGUGUGGCGAGAGGCCUGGGUCAGUUUGUUGAGGUCAGGGCUCUGUCAAUGCUUGCCGCUUGAGUCUUUCCAAACCAGCCUUGGCAAACCAUGUACUCAUAGAGCUCGCUUUGUGCACAGGCGCAUUGUCAUGCAGGACAGUUUGGGCCCCUUAGUUCCAGCACAGGGGAAUUAAUGUUACAGCAUACAAAGACAUUCCUGACAAAUGUGUGCUUCAAACUUUGUGGCAACAGUUUGGUGAAGGCUCACAUAUGGGUCUGAUGGCCAUAUAGUGCACACAUAUGUAUAUCCAUGUGGAUGUGCAACAAUAUAUGACAUAAGCAGACAGACAGACAGACAGACAGACAGAGAGAGACACACACACACGUACGCACGCACGCACACACACACACACACACACACUCUCUUCCACCCUCAAUACCACGACUGAGGUGAGACCCUUGAGCAAGGCACCGAACCCCCAACUGCUCCCCGGGCGCCGCAGCAAAAAAGGCUCCCCACUGCUCCGGGUGUGUGUUCACUACUGUGUGUGUGUUCACUACUGUGUGUGUGCACUUGGAUGGGUUAAAUGCAGAUACAAAUUCCGAGUAUGGGUCACCAUCCUUGGCCACAAGUCAUUUCACUCCACUUCAUAUAUACACGUAUAUGUACAUAUGUAUGGAUUUAACCUAAUGGUUACUAAUGGUCACUAAUGGUUUGGCAGCAACUAAAUGAGUAAAGUUAAUUGCUAGAACCUCACAGGAGUGGCUGUUAACUUAUUUAAAAGCCUAUUCCUUGCACAACUACAUUUUUCACUACCUCUCCAUUUAUUAGACACCUACACUGGAAUGGAAAAUAUUAGCUACACAUAGAAGCAAGUGAAUUUGUUUUUAAAAGCAUUAACAUAUUAGAAUCAGUGAAUUAAUACAGUAUAUACUUGUGAUUGACCUUGACCUGACUUAUUUAUCUUGGUUGUUUGACCAAUCAGAAGGAUGUUGUCCUUAGCAAUGUGAAAAUGAAUGUAGUAGUCACUGGAAACUGUUUAGCAAAUAAGCUCUAAACCUAGUAAAUAAAGGCGAUUUCACAAUGCUCUUGUGCUGUCACAUCAUCAUCAAAACAAAGAAGAGCACUUACACACUCUAAAGAUAGAAACUGGUCAAAGUUUUGAAAUGUUAAAAUGAGUUAAUAAAGACAUUAAAAACAACAUCAUGUGAUGAGAGAGAGACUGAUGUGGAUGAUGCUGUUAAUUAAAGUGAGAAAGUAGUUCCUAUGAACUUAUAAUUCUUUAUAAUUGGGCAGUAAUUCUGUUUUUUCCAUAAGCAGCUUAGGAUAGAAAUGAAGGUGCAGCGAAUUGGAAUGAAAUCAUUAAACAGUCUUUAAAAUGCCACUUCUGGUGGAGAAACAUCCAAAAGAGAAAAAGGCCACUACAAAUUUAUCUUUACCCAUUUUCAUGAAGGGUGCAUAUAAUUCUGAAGUUGACUGUAAAAAUAGUCAGUACAUUUUGGUGAUUGUGUUUAGAGAUCAAUAUUAAAGUGAUGAAUUAAAAAGGACAGAAAGAACAUUGUGUAGUGUUACAGUACUAAAGGGAGAGUGCUUUUAGUGUGAGAGGAAAUGAUUUUCAGCACUCACAUUGUGAAAAAGAUGGCACCAGAACACAGCGGUGAGAGAUUUAAAAACAUAGGAAACACACAGCUGGUGACUGUACAAUACAGGAAAAGGGAAAAGGAAAUGACUCAAUGACAAACCCUAUUAUUUUGUACAGUACACUGGUUUUUACCACUUUAUAAAGUCUAGGUAGAAUUAAUUUUUAAGUAAAUUAAGAAAUCUUUUUAUUGACUUUUUAUUGUUUUGGAGACAAGAUAUUGAGCACUGUAAUUACACACUUGUAGCACAACAUAUUUUUCUUACAGUUGGCACCAGCAAUGUUUUUCCUCUAACUCCUUUAAUAUUUUCAUUUAUUAAUUUUUCCUUUAAUAAGGCAUCAUUUAGAGUCCCAUUAUUAUCUGAGAGCAGCCAGGGAAUAUAAUUAAUCAUUUAGAUAUAGGUCUUAAGUGGGAGCAUUUCAUAUAUAACAGCAUCUACUGACACUAAAGUGGCAUAAGAUAAUAUCUGCACAGUGAUAUAGCAUUUGUAUGAGUCAAAGAUGAUAUGUGUGUUUUCUUUUAUGUGUCAAAAGCUGCAUAAUUAAGUAUUUAAGUUCUAAAGUGCCAAUGUAAUGAAUAAUGGUGUACAUUACAAUUCAAACGUGUAAGUGAGAUGCAUAAGCGUCUCAAAGAAACAAAAUGUCACAAUAAAUAAUUAAUUAUA